UGAGGAGGUAGAUACCAAAGAAACAAAUGCGUUGGAUGGCGUUUCUCCAGCCGGUACUCUAGAUGUCACCACCUCUGCGGCAGCUGACGUGUCUUCGAAAUCCACAUUAAAGGACAAGGCCGACGAAGUCAUGAACAAACUAGAAGAACAGCUUGGUCUGUCUAAGGCGGCUAUCAUCGCCAUCGCCAUAGCCAUUGCUCUCGUCAUUCUGCUCAUCUUCUUCUGCUGCUGCAAGCGCUGGAUCCUUAAGAAAUGGAGGAAAAAGAAAGAAGCGCUCGCAAAGAAAGGUCUAAAGGGUGCCGUCGACCUCAAGAGCGUGCAACUCCUGGGGAAGGAGUAUAAGGAGAAGUUGCUUGUUACGCAGGUGCAGCCGGACAUGGAGGAACUUGAAGGCAAUAUGGAACAGGAGGAAAUAGAAAGCACCAAGUCAGAGGUGAAGCUCGGACGACUGCAAUUCAAGCUGGACUAUGACUUUCAACAAAAUCAGCUGGCAGUGACAGUGCUGCAGGCGGAAGAGCUUCCCGGAAUGGACAUGUCUGGCACGUCUGACCCUUACGUCAAGGUCUACCUGAUGCCGGACAAAAAAAAGAAGUUCGAGACGAAGGUGCACCGAAAAACCCUGAAUCCAGUCUUUAAUGAGACCUUCAUCUUCAAGGUGCCCUAUGCUGACCUUGCAUCUAAGACCCUCAUCUUCGCGAUCUACGAUUUUGACCGCUUCUCUAAGCAUGACCAGAUUGGUGAAGUGAGGGUGGCGCUGAACCAGGUUGAUCUAGGACAGGUCGUCGAAGAAUGGAGAGAUGUGACGAGUGCAGAGGUCGACGCGGAGAAGGAAAACAAACUUGGAGAUAUCUGUUUCUCACUGCGUUACGUUCCGACUGCUGGUAAACUGACCGUGGUUAUCCUAGAGGCAAAGAACUUAAAGAAAAUGGACGUUGGUGGUCUCUCAGACCCGUACGUUAAAAUCGCCUUGAUGCAAAACGGCAAGCGAAUAAAGAAGAAGAAAACGAGUAUAAAGAAGUGCACACUAAAUCCCUACUAUAAUGAAUCCUUCACGUUCGAAGUGCCCUUCGAACAGAUACAGAAAGUGUCAUUGAUCGUCACCGUAGUCGACUAUGACAGGAUCGGAUCCUCUGAAGCCAUUGGCCGCGUCAUUCUUGGCUGCAACUCCACCGGAUCGGCGCUGCGUCAUUGGAGCGACAUGUUGGCCUCGCCACGGAGACCGAUCGCACAGUGGCACACCCUACUCGAGCUCGAGGAUGGCAAGAAGGACUAAGGCGGCGGCAGCAGCGGUUGUGUCACAUGCGCCGAUGGUUCCCCACUGCCUAGCCUUGGCAUCUGUUUUCCCACGCUGGUCAUGUUUCUAUUUUUUCGCGUCACGCCGGAUUUGGAAAAGAGCGGGGAAGAUGCACUUAAACGCCCUCUAUACUGAUAUUUGGGAAUUGUGUUCUUCAGUGAGAAUUUUACUGGAACCCUUCGGCUAGGUGUUAACGCAGUUAAUUUGUCCAGAGCAUGAUUUUUGCUUCUACUCCAUGGCUUCGCUGUUAUGCUUAUUCGCUCUAUAUAAGACGUUCUCUUGCCAGUUUCCCGUAGCGUAUAUACAUACCGAUAAGUUGUAUAGUUACUUAAUAAUGUUGUAUACUCUAUCGAAUUGCGUCGGAGACAUGUAGGAAUACGUGAAUAGAUUCGUAUGCACUUAACUGCUGCUACGAAAUGUCUAAAGUGGGUAUAUGUACGAGAUAAUAUUAUAGUUAUGGCCAAGAAGCCAGUAAAGUAGCUGUUGUGAUCACGAAACCAUUGUGUCUAUCAUUAGUAUUAGCCGAAGGAAAAUAGUUCCAUAGUUAAUGAAUUAUGCAUUGUUAAUAGCCGUAUAAAUACGAUGCAUUCACGUGAGAUCGGGUCGUAACGCUUAGUAUGAUAAAAACGGAUAGGUGUGUUGAGUGUAUUUCGAGACUAUACUAACGUUAGUGUCUAGACUGGAGGAAAAAUCAAUCACUAACCUCAUAUGUUGUGUAUAAUUUUUCAUCCUUUUACUUAAAGAUAUUAUGUUUCCGUUGCAACGAAAGUUCACUGCAGUUAGCGCGUUAUUGAUAUAAUAUUCUUUUUAUUAAUCUCUAGUGCGUAUAUUCUCGUUGGCACAUACUAUUAACUUAACUAUCGCAGACUAUAGAUCUGUUCUCAAUGUAAGACAAUGAAAGAAAAAAAUUACGAGGUGACCUCAUUUAUAUACUUGUUAUUAUUACCGAAUAGUAUGGGAACGCCCUGACGCCAACAACCGUGCUUAUUGCUCGAGAACUCGCUGAAACUAUAGAGAUGCAUACAUCAUAGUUUGCUCCGACGCACACAUUGCUUCAGUCUGCCCCUUCCUGCAGGAAAGCUCCGCCGCAGACCGUGUUUAAUCGCAGUGACAUACAGGUUUAGGAUGUGAUGCUAAGUCGUUGACACAAUAACUGAUUUCGUUAUAUAACGACAUAAACGUAAUCAUCAACACUAUGAGAAUUAUUCGUAUCAGUCAUAUAAAAAGGAGAAUUUCUGCUGAUUUUACUAUU
Messenger RNA from Priapulus caudatus, 2546 nucleotides. RefSeq names its product synaptotagmin-1-like. NCBI's taxonomy places the organism in Eukaryota, Metazoa, Priapulida, Priapulimorpha, Priapulimorphida, Priapulidae. Gene Ontology annotation, biological process: regulation of dopamine secretion; calcium ion-regulated exocytosis of neurotransmitter; cellular response to calcium ion. Gene Ontology annotation, cellular component: axon; dense core granule; synaptic vesicle membrane. The transcript is spliced from 8 exons. Gene Ontology annotation, molecular function: clathrin binding; calcium-dependent phospholipid binding; phosphatidylserine binding. The record is from RefSeq and is a predicted model, not a curated record. Bases 131 to 1273 code for a protein of 380 amino acids.